AUGCUCUCCCGACAUGGUACCAUGUUGUCCGAAAAGUCCGCCAGCCACCCGCUGACCAUGCCCACUCGUUCGGUCAGCACUUCAAGCGCAAUGAGCAGCGAUGAGGCCAUUCCGGGCAACGAUCCAAGCAACACCUCAGAACUGUUGGCAGAGCGACUACAGGCGUGGAAGCAUGCAGUGGGCUACCUAGAGGCCUACAUUACUGCCACGGAGAAGGUUCAAAGGGCCCACUCUAAGGAGUAUGAAAAGGUGUUGAAGAACAUGGGAGGUAUAGCUUCCCUGUUCGAGACUAUUCGGACGAACACUACGGGCCUUGCCAACAUACACCUCGAAACCGAAAAGAAUAUCAAGGGCUCCGUUCUCCCUAUCCUCGACCGCCUGCACAAGGAGAUCAAGAACAAGUCAAAGGAAAUCACUGCCGGAGCUGGCAAGAACGCAAAGGAGGUUGAAAAGGUACGCAAUAUCACCCAGAAGCAUAUCGAGCUUUUAGGCCAGCAUACAGCCGGAUUUGGGGUUUCUGGGGGGAAGAUGAGCGCAAACGACGAUCCAUACGUUGUCCAGCGGGGUGUCUACCAUCGACUUGGCAAGCAGAUUCUCGAGGAGAACAACAACAAGAAUGACUUGAUCAAUGUGCAAAACAACUUUGCACUAUUUGAAUCUCACAUUAUCGAGGUCAUCCAACAGGCCAUGAUGACAUUUAACCAAUUCGUUGGCGGACAGGCUCAAAAGGUGGAACAACUUUAUGGAGAGAUGCUUGGCACUGCCCAGGCUGUUCCACUCAACUUUGAAUGGGCUGGCUUCGUUGAGAGGAAUAAAGAAAUCCUCGUUGACCCACAGACGCCUGACAGAACCCUUGACGGAAUUACGUUCCCCAACCAGGAUCAUUCUUGCACCAGGGCCGUCAUUGAAGGCACGCUGGAGAGAAAGUCUCGUAACAAGCUCAGUAUGGCAGGGUAUUCAACUGGUUACUAUGUUGUGACUCCCUCCAAAUAUCUCCACGAAUUCAAGGACAGCGACAACCUGCGCAAGGACCCGACUCCGGAGCUGUCUAUCUACCUCCCGGAUGCAGUUAUUGGUACGACUAACGGCGAGAAGUUCAACGUGAAAGGAAAGGAUGUUAGCAAGGGCAUCGGUGGAAAGUUUACAGGCUCUUCCGAGCUUCAGUUCAAGGCACACACAGCCUCUGAUGCGAACAAAUGGUAUGAGGCUAUCAGUUCUGUGGUUGGGACCGCCCCUGCCAGCGAGCCCUUGUCACCAGCGGCAACAGGUGUUGUGGGCCCGAGUGAGAGUGAGAAUAAGCAGGCCUCGGUACCACCAGCAUAUGCCGAAAAGACUGGCCCUGCUCCUGUGCAAACCGCUGGUCUUACUGGCGGCGAGACAGUUGCAAUCCCAGUAGCUAUCUCCUCCGGAGCGGCCGCUACAAAUCCUGAAAAGAUAUGA
Drepanopeziza brunnea f. sp. 'multigermtubi' MB_m1 is the source of this 1440-nucleotide messenger RNA. Lineage: Eukaryota; Fungi; Ascomycota; Leotiomycetes; Helotiales; Drepanopezizaceae. The record is from RefSeq and is a predicted model, not a curated record.